Cricetulus griseus (Chinese hamster) is the source of this 4207-nucleotide messenger RNA. Lineage: Eukaryota; Metazoa; Chordata; Mammalia; Rodentia; Cricetidae. The record is from RefSeq and is a predicted model, not a curated record.
ACUCAGGCUUCAUUAACUAAUAUGCCCCAGGUGUGUUCACCAGCCAGCACAGACAUACUGUUGCAGCUAGGAAAAAAAAAAUAGAUCAUAAGCUAGAAUCUAGCUGCUGGAUUGAACACCUAGGAAGGGGGGCUUGGGAAAGUGCUGAGCAAUAGACUCAAAUACUGAUUUCCUAGAGUCCUAUUAGGUUAGAUAGGAAGGAAAAACUAGCCAGGUGGCUGAAGCUCUCUGAGCUACCUAGUGUUUUAAAUGAGGCCAGUCCUUCCGUGGAGACUUGCUCAGGCAGGGUUUGAGAUGAUACACCUAAAAGUGGUUAGUACUGACUCUCAAAGUCAGUACUCAGCAAGCACAAACUUAUCAUAUUACCAAGAAAACACAUCUGUGGGUUCUGAAAUCCUUGUUUUAGUCAUUCCUAAGUGGCAUUUGUAGCCAUGUUUUUACUUACACUAGAUAGUACCCCUAACUAUGCCCCAGACAGGACAAAAGCAGCAUGAUGGGACAUAAAAUGAACUUGAGCUCUGUACAUUGUGUGACAAAGGGCACUUUCCAAGGCCUCCAGUGCAUCUUCCACUAGGAAGGUUUUUGGGUUUUGUUUUGUUUUUGUUUUUUGAAAGCCUCUUUUGACCUGCACACUUGAAAGAAAAUAGAGAUACCUUAUUUUAAAUCACAGAUGUUCUUGUUUUAUUUUUGACUUUUAUGUUUACUGAAUGAAUAAGCUGAAAUAUUCUAAAACAGAUGUGUUCUUGCCAGUCUGAAGACUGGCUAAAGAUCUCUACAGAGUAUUGCCCAGUCCAACACUCAUCAAGAGCAGUUUCAGCAGAGUGAUAGGGCAGACGACAAACCAUGUCCACUGUGGAAGAAAUGGAUGGCAGAGAAGCACACACAGUGGUUGGGGGCAAAGUGAAGAAGCCUGGUAAACGAGGGCGGAAGCCAGCCAAAAUUGACUUGAAAGCAAAACUUGAGCGGAGCCGACAGAGUGCAAGAGAAUGCCGGGCCAGGAAAAAACUGAGAUACCAGUACUUGGAGGAGUUGGUGUCCAGCCGGGAAAGAGCUAUUUGUGCACUCCGAGAGGAACUGGAAAUGUACAAGCAAUGGUGCAUGGCAAUGGACCAAGGGAAAAUACCUUCUGAAAUAAGGGCCCUACUCACUGGAGAGGAGCAGAACAAGUCUCAGCAGAACUCAAGCAGGCAUCCCAAAGCUGGGAAGACAGAUGCUAACACCAAUUCGUUGCUGGGGAAUUGAAUUCAUAGCUUCAGAAAUGCUAGGGUGAAGAGCAUAUAAAUUGCAGUUAGUGGUCUAAUGACUGUGGAGGACAGAUGGCCAGGACUUUGCUUCUUGGCUCCACCUACCGCUUACUGCUCAGUAGGCAUCUCUGUAAAUCCGAAGUUUCUACCAAAAUGUGUGAUCAUACAUCACGAAGGCCUUUGCUUUAAUUUUCAACACUUAGAAGAUUUGCCAACAUUCAGACCUGCUCUGUAUUGUUCUCCAUGUUGGUCAACAAGUUAUGAUGCCUGAAACCACAGGAAUAGAGGAAAGUGGAUGAGAAGCGCAUGUUUGCACCUUAGCCGUAUGGCUUUUUUGGUUAAUUUAUAUUUUUCCUAUGUAAUUCGUGUAUUUGUUUGUGUGUUUAGUUGUCACUUCUCUUCAUGUUUUUAAUCACCCUGCAAAAAGAAACCAAAUAGGCUGUUUGUUUCCUGUGGUUCUCAGCCUUUAUGGACCCAAUGUUACUCCUUUAUAUUUACUUGAGUAAUGUUUGAUUGUCUGUGAGCCAUUCCAGCAUAAGCUGUGAGUAUAUAUUAACAGAUAUAUACAUUUCUAUUUUUAUAAUCCAUAAUGAUAUGCCUGUUUUAAAGAAUGUACAAAAGAAACCCAACAAGAAAGCCCCUGACAGCCUCUUUUUGCUGUUUCCUCAGACUGUGUUUAUGAAAGUUGGCUAGGGCCAAAUCCAUGCUUGGAGAAUUAGCCAUGUUUUAUUUUUAGGUGAAAGGUAACCUUCAGUAGCAUUCAUUAUCUUAACCUGCAGUAUGUGUGCGCACAUGUGUUUCUGUUGUAUGUCUACAUAUACAUGGGGUAGACAGGAGCGAGUGUUCACACACGUUUACUUGUGCACUCAACUAAGGCAUGGAUUUUUUUUUUUUUUUUUAAGAACAUAGAAUGAAACUAGCUGCUGAGACUGAGUAUCUGCCUUCCUGCCUGUCAGAGCACAGGCACCCUGCUGGCAACGCUAAUGGCUGUUGCAGUUAGCAGAAUACUCCAUUUCUUCCUUGACAUGAGUGUCCUUGUGAAUGUGUUCUGAGCCAGAAAGAAGCCCACUGUGUGCUUACACCCACUUUGGCCUGUGCCUCCACUGUGGUGGGGCACCCUGAGCUGUACCUUACACUGCAGCUUGGGGCCUGGCAGGCAUGUGGAGUGGCAGGUGGCUCUGUAUGGGCUCCAUCCCAGCUGCAUUUGCAUGCUAGGGAGUGAUAUUUGAGGGGCAGAGCUCAUAGUAGGAUGCACUGAGAGAUGAGGAAUCUCUACUUCUUCACUCUCACUAGUUCAGUCAGAUAUUGUGUUCCCUGUUGCUGCUAAAUUACAAUUGUUCCUCACUCUGAUGAGGCAGGAACUUGGCUUCCAAAGAAGAAGUGUUUGCUACGGACUGGCAGUGGGCGAGGAGGUGUCAUAGUCUUCAGGCAUGUCCAACCUUUUGACAUUGUGACUUGAAGCCUGAGAACUGAAAGUUAUAAGUGAGUUUACAGUUUUGUGCUGGGACACAUUCCUAGCUAUUCUGAGGCAUGUGCAGCUUGCAAGCCAUGGUUCAUAUAUGCCUGGCAGGUUGUCUGUGAGAUGGAACAGGAGACGGAUCUUUUGGCAGGCAUUUAAACAGAUGCCUCCCCUUAGCUCAAGAUCCCUGAUCUCGAGCUUCAAACUUAGAUCCCAUGUUAGGUGUGUGUGACCACCAACAGACCACUAGCCCAGCUUGCUGGGAUUCUCUGUGUUUAAGAAAAUGGGCAUUUAAGGGUAUUUAAUGUCUUCUUAGGACCAUAAAUGUAGACAAAGGAUAGUUGGUAUUCAGACCCUUCAGAAUUUAAGUGUUUUCAAAUAUAGUGUUGAGACUGUCCUGGGGGUGUUUCUGCCAGCUGGUCUACUCAGUCAUUCUACUUUGCAGAACAGCCCAUGACUUUAUGUUGCUUUGUUCAUUACCUUUCAAUUCUCUAGGAAAGUUGUUUUCAAAGCAAACAUUCCAGGAUGAAUGUGGCUCCUCAGUGGAAUGUCUGCCCUGUGCUUGAUGAUCCUCAGGCUCUAAUUGUGAUGCAGGGUCAUCCCCGAGCAGAGGAGAUGGACUUGGAGUGCAAGUAGAAUAUGCUUCGAGUUGAUUCAUGUGCCUAUAUCGCUUUAGUGUUCUGUAGUAAUCAAACCAAGAGAAUGGCCUUAGUGUUUGAGGGGGACGUGUUGAUUGCUCUGGGAACUGUGCUACCCUUCUUCCUCAGAAGCCUGCCAUCUAGUCACUGGUCCUGACUCCAACAGCUAGGGCCUCUCCAUCCCGUGGCACUGCAGGCAACUGCACUUCCUCCCCAGAGGAUAGCAGGCUGAGAGGACAGAGCCCAAGGCCUUCGUCCAGGGCAGAAAGAGGCUAUGUGCCUCCGUCAACAGAGCUUGUCUCCUUUUUCUUUUUAUCUCAAAAAUUAAGGAGAAAAUAUAUUUGUGAAUUCACACCAAUCCAACUGUAUCAUUUUAGAACCCACCUCCCCCAUAUCAGAGUAACUGGUGCAAUAUGGAAUUGAUCUGGUCUGGUCAGCUUUUAGGCUGUAGCUGAAGUUCUUCAUUUGUUUUCUAUCUUACCUAAAAUGUUUCUGUGACACCUGAAUCAGAACCUUAUAGCAGCCAUCCCUGUCACUGUUUGCCUUGUGGACAGUGCUCAGCACCACCAUCUAGAAUUUACUAUCUUUGAACUGCGAUGGGCUUGCUUUGGCUGGUUAUAAAAAAAUAUACAGUUUUAUACUGGGCUUCACUUUUAGUUAAAGGCAAGUAAAAUUAACAAAAAGAAAUAUAUUUCACAGAAAUCAGCUGCAUGUUGUUACAAAUUUUAAAAUACAUAUUUUGUUUUUUAAAGAUGAGAGAUAAUUAAACCACAUGGUAUUUGGGGGCAAUGAAGGAUGUUUUUUUCUCAGAAGAGCAUUGUACAAUUAUAUUUUUUAUGAAAAAUAAAGUAUAUUCACCAAAAUCA